AUGGCAUCAGCUUCUUCCCUGUCCAAGUGGCAGCAUGGGGCACAGGCUGCAGCCGAGGCACUCGAUACGAUCGAGAUUGACCCACAGAUCGCUCAGAGCUAUGGGUUCAAGGACGGAGCAACAGUCGAGAUAGGUCUUGUACACAACUUGCCGAUGGCUACCAACGUAGAGACCGAACCGUUAUCAGCCGACGACUGGGAGAUAUUGGAAACUCAUGCAGAUUACGUGGAACAAAAUCUGCUAGGGCAAGUCCGCGCAGUGGCAGUUGGCCAAGAAAUUAGUGUCUGGGCGCUAGGCCGUUCAAGAAUCCAAUUUCGAGUUGUGUCGAUAAAGCCCGAGGGCCAAGCUGUACUCUUGGGACCAGAUACCGAAGUGGCUAUUGCUCCUAAAUUGAGACCACCCCCUAAACCCUCGAGCGCGCAAAGCAAGAAACCUUCCCAGAACGAGUCUGCAGAUCUCCCGGCCAAUCAAGAUUCGCCUAUCAAAGCUACCGACUUGGCACCAUUGCCUUUGCGAGUAUUCCCCGCCCGGUUACUAGCAUCGCCAAUCCAUACAGGUGGGUAUUUUUGGUGUAUUGCAUCUCUGCGGACCUUGUUCAGGAGGAAAAAUCCAGACUCCGAGUACGAAGUUCACCUGUCCAAUGACGACUUUCAACGAUUGAAUUCCCAAAAUGACAAGACGCCAUGCACUCAUGCGUGGCUCGUUCGUGCUCGACCUCCUCGCUUAGUAAGGGAAUUCGAUAAACGCGGGAAGCCAGUGGAGAAAUCAGCACCAGCCCCUGUGUUACUAAAGCAAAACAAGCAAAAGGAUCAGCAAGUUGGAGAGAAGAAGCCAGUUCCUGGUGUGCUGGUGCGGGUCAAGGCGAACGAGGAAAUUAUUGCUGGACAUACUGUCGUGAUUGGUUUGGAGAGUAAGGUGGAAGAGUGGGACACUGUCCUACUUUCCCCUUCGGACGAACCGGAACAGUCUAGUCGAUCGAGUAGCCCAAAGCAAGUAGCACCUCCCGACGUUCAUCCCGCCGAGGACGAGAAAAAUGAACUUGCGGGCGUAGACACGAUACUUACCGAUUGCCACAACUUUUUCGUGCGCACGUUCAUGCAGAACGAGGCAUUCGGAAGAGCGGGUGGUCCUCACCUGCCUGGAUUAUUACUUCACGGCGCCCCCGGUUCCGGGAGGACAUCUGUAGCUCGAGCAGUUACCAAGAAACUCGAAUCUGAUCCGAGCAUACAUGCAUGUAUUGUCUAUGUUGACUUGGCGCAAAUGGCAGACCAGCAUACGUCUCUCCUACGAGACAAAUUUAAAAUAUGGCGGGCAGUUGCGGCGUGGAGACAGCCCUCGGUGCUUGUACUCGACAACCUGGACAAGGUGGUAUCAGCCGAGGUGGAGCACGCUGAUUCGUCUCGAGCACGACACCUUGCAGAGCAAUUUUUAGACGUUUUCGCUGAAUCACCGGCUCCGGGAGUAGCCUUGCUCGCGACUUGCCAAGGUCCAGCUGCGCUACAUCCACUCUUAACAACCUCGCACGUGUUUUCGCACAAAGUCCAGUUGCGUGCGCCGGACAAGGCCGCGAGAAGAGAUAUCAUUUCUCGUAUCGUGAACAGACGACUCGCCACUUCGGAUCUUUCCUCUGAUCCUGCGAAACCGCUCAAUUUUGUGGCACUCGCCACGGAUACCGAAGGAUACUCGGCCACAGAUUUGCAAGAUUUGGUGGGUCGAGCUGUUCAUGCUGCUGCCGUAAGAACUGCAGCCGACAACGCGAGUGGCGCUCCUGUGCUUCUCCCGUCCGACUUUGCCAAGGCACAAGAAGAUUUUGUCCCGCUUACAUUGCGCGGAGUAAAACUUCAUAAAUCAGAAGUGUCGUGGUCUGAUAUUGGCGGAUUACACGAGACUCGGCGUGUGCUCCGAGAAACACUCGAGUGGCCGACUAAAUACGGUGCAAUCUUUGCCAAGUGUCCGUUGAGACUUCGGUCCGGGUUGUUGCUGUACGGGUACCCUGGAUGUGGAAAGACGCUCCUCGCGUCGGCUGUAGCCAAGGAAUGCGGAUUGAAUUUUAUUAGCGUCAAGGGCCCUGAAUUAUUGAACAAGUACAUUGGACAGAGUGAACAGUUCGAGAUAUAUUCGACCGUGCGAGCGCAGCCAAGCCUUGCGUGCUCUUCCUGGACGAGUUUGAUUCAAUCGCUCCAAAGAGGCGAGUCUAUCCGGUUCUUCACCGCCACCACACCUAAUCUAGCCUUGGGCUGCUACAGAGGACAUGACAGCACAGGUGUCACAGACCGGGUGGUAAACCAGAUGCUGACACAAAUGGACGGCGCAGAGGGUUUGGAUGGGGUAUAUGUAUUAGCGGCCACAAGUCGUCCAGAUUUGAUUGACCCUGCGUUGUUGCGGCCUGGACGGUUGGACAAGUCGUUGUUGUGUCAUAUGCCGACUGUGGACGAGAGACAAGAGAUCUUGGAAGCCGUGUCCAGGAAAAUUGCGUUGGCUCCUGGUUUGGAUUUGAAAGAGGUUGCGCGCCGGACCGAAGGGUUUUCGGGAGCCGACUUGCAAGCGCUGGUAUACAAUGCACAGCUUGAAGUGGUGCAUGAAGAGCUGGCUGCCAAGACCCAGGAACUGACGGAAAGUCUAUCAAGCGAGCGAAAUGAGGACAGGGUCAAGGUGGAAGUUGUGGGCGGGGCAGUCAUGACGCGUGCGGAAACUGCAGCCCUGGAACGACGAGUGGCGACGAUGAUCGCUACGCGUGCCCCCAAAUCAGCGCGUAAAAAGGUCGGAGUAAGCGGCGAGAAAGUUAGGCAUCAGAUCACCCUGGGUCAUUUGGAACGUUCGUUGGAGAACCACCGUCCCUCGGUGUCGCCGGAAGAACGAUGGCGACUGCAGAUGAUAUACGACGCGUUCCAAUCGGAUCGGACCGGGGAACACAAGGUACCUCCUGGCUUGAGCGGUGUAGGGGAACGGGCGACGUUGGGAUAG
Messenger RNA from Rhizoctonia solani, 2964 nucleotides. RefSeq names its product AAA family ATPase. Gene Ontology annotation, molecular function: ATP binding; ATP hydrolysis activity. Gene Ontology annotation, biological process: protein import into peroxisome matrix. Gene Ontology annotation, cellular component: peroxisomal membrane; cytosol; peroxisome. The record is from RefSeq and is a predicted model, not a curated record. The transcript is spliced from 18 exons. Bases 1 to 2964 code for a protein of 987 amino acids. NCBI's taxonomy places the organism in Eukaryota, Fungi, Basidiomycota, Agaricomycetes, Cantharellales, Ceratobasidiaceae.